AUGCCAGUAACUAGGCCAUUUGAUAAACCUUCAGCUGUUAUUAAAUUUUUUAUAUUUCAGUGCAACCCUUCUGCAGGGGCACCCUACAGCUUGAAAAUGGAGAUUUCCAAUUGUAUCAUUAGACCACUGUGCUCUGCAGAGGAUGUAGUCAAGAAGCUCCCUCAUGGGACCCAUGUGUUAUUGACUACUGUUGAGACGGGGACCUGGACUGAGGCAAUGGGCCCUGUUCAGGUCAGGAGCAAGCUGUCCCUCCUGUGGUCAACUUCACAUUCCCUUGCUGUUCCCAGAAGCUCUGCAAAUGUUCCUCCUGGCGCUCGCCACUCCCAGGGCCGCUCUGCAACCCAAUCUGAGCCCAGGAAGCUCUGCUUCCUCAGUCCAUGUCUUACUGAGGCCAUCACUACACACGAUCCUGCCGUUGUUGUGGUGAAUCCUGUCAGCCAGUGGUUAUCAGAAGGUGACACUUGGGCAUCUCCAAAUCUGGGUUUCAAAGUCCAAAUGGCUUCUGAAGGAUCUCUUUGUCUGGUGAUAGAUUUUGGGGACAGCUCAGGAGUCCAAAUGAAGACCCGAAAUACGUCUGAGGAUAUCACAGUCACAGCCUAUCACCACUACAGGAAAGAAGGUGUCUAUAUGCUCAAGGCAGUUAUUUAUGAUGAGUUUUGUGGAACUGAAGUGGAACUUGGACCUUAUUACAUGGAGAUUGGUCAUGAGGUUGUGUCUGUGUUCAUGAAUUCCAGCAGUGUGCAUGAUGGUGAAGUUCUUACCUUUGCUGGCUCCCACACAGAUCAGAAAAGCACUGUUGUCAUGCAUCAUUUUCCAUCCACUUCCUCAUAUAAUGUGUCCUUCACUUCUCAAAACAAAGCGGGUGACAGCCAAGCCUGGCCCAGCGUGACUGUUUGGUAUAAGAUGCAGCCUGUUUCUGUCUACACAAAUGGAACUGUGUUUGCCACAGAUGCAGACAUCACUUUUGUAGCUGUUACCAAGGAAAUGAGACCCUUGGAGUUUGAGUGGCAUUUUGGAGAAGACCCACCAGUGAGGACAACUUCAAGAAGCAUAGAAAAGAGACUCCACAUCCCACAGCGGUACCAGGUGGUGGUCAAGGCUUCCAAUGGGAUCACUAGUGUGGUCUCUGAGCCCCACCCCAUCAACAUCCAGAAGAAAAUUGUUGCCAAUCGCCUCUUAUCCACCUCCUCUGCUCUGGUAAAUGCCAGUGUGACCUUUGAGUGCAGGAUUAACUUCGGCACGGAUGUUGCUUACCUGUGGAACUUUGGGGAUGGUACUGUCGGUCUGGGAAACAGCACCAACACCCAUGUCUACAGCAGGGAAGGAGAAUUUACAGUGGAGGUCCUCGCCUUUAACAAGGUCAGCUCUGCCUCACUAACAGAGCAGCUUUUCAUCGUGGGCACAUCCUGCCAGCCUCCGCCAGUGAAGAACAUGGGGCCUGGGAAGGUCCAGGUAUGGCGGUCUCAGCCAGUGAGACUGGGAGUGACCUUUGAAGCUGCCAUUCUCUGUGACAUUUUCCAAGGCCUUUCUUACACCUGGAGCUUUAUGAAGUCUAAUGGCUCCCAUGUGUCCCUUCCCCCUGCUGUUGACAUCCACAGACAAACCGUUACUGUCCCAAGCUACUUUCUGGAGUACGGAAACUAUACUGCAGUUGCUAAGGUUCAAGUCAAAGGCAGCAUGGUGCACAGCAACUACUCAGUGGGGGUGGAUGUUCGAGCCAGGACCCCCGUCAGUGUGGUCUCAGAGGGCACACACCUCUUCAUCACCAAGGCUCCCUCCUCCACCAUCGUCCUCAGUGGGUCCCAGUCCUAUGACCCCGACAGCCCGGGUACACCUCUCAGGUACCACUGGAGGUGCGCUCCCGCUGGGGCGCCUGCACACCCAUGCUUCCACACUCCCACGCCCAGUGGACUGGACUCCACGGCGCCGGUCAUCUCCUUUGCAGCAACAGAUCUCAGUGACGGCUAUGACCAGUUCCUGGUGACCCUGAAGGUGUCCAGCGGCAGCCGGACCUCCUCCGAAGCUCAGGUGUUCCUGUCCCUCCGCUCCAAGCCAGCACUCAGAUUCAUCCAUAUUUCCUGGGUCAACUUUAAAAACAGCUUUGUUAACUGGAAUGAAGAACUUUCUCUUCAAGCUGUGUGUGAAGACUGUGGUGAUAUACAAGAUCUUUCUUAUUCCUGGGACCUCUUUUUAGUCAACGCAACAGAACAGUAUAGUAUAGAAGAUUUUGAAGCUUACUAUGAUGAUAUACAAGAAGCAAUACCCUCAAAAGGAAGACAACCAGGGAACAGUGUGAACUUUCCCGGAUCAGAACCAAGUGGAAGUGAUGACAAAAGCCCCAGUGAAGGGGAUAACCUGGUCGGUCCAUUCCACUCCAUGGGCAGUGCCGUGCCCUCACUGAUGAUUGACUGGCCCAAGUCCCUGAUUAGACGGGCUAUUUUCCAAGGUUAUACCUCAUCAGGUAUCAUGGAACAAACUGUGACAGUAAAGCCAUUUUCACUGAGAAGGGGAGAGACAUAUGUCAUACAAGCUUCUGUGGCUUCGAAACACACCUUGCUAGGUAAAGCUCAGCUGUACUUGACAGUCAACAAAGGCCCCCAGGACGUAGCCUGUCAGGUACAGCCCCAUCAUGGCCACGAGGCGCACACCAUCUUCAGUGUUUUCUGCAUGUCAGGAAAACCGGACUUUCACUAUGAAUUUAGCUACCAGAUAGGAAAUGCCUCCAAACGUACUUUGUACCGUGGAAGAGAUACCCAGUAUUAUUUUGCUUUGCCAGCUGGUGAGCCAUUGGACAGUUAUAGAGUCAUGGUUUUCACUGAGAUCACAGAUGGCGAAGGCUCCAAGUUACAGCCCUGUGCUGUGGUAGUGACCGUGCUGCCCCGUUACCGUGGGAACAUAGCCUCUGCAAAUUACUGCCUGGGCGAGGAUCUAUACAAUUCCAGCCUGCAAAACCUAUCCACCCUCCUGCUGAUGGGAAGUUACAUGGAAAUCAGGAACUAUAUCACCAUGAUCACCAGGAUCCUGAGUUGUUUGGCUAAGGAGGACAGAGGCUCUUCCUGUGGCCAGUGGUCACGAAUACAGGAUGCAUUAAUUUCUUCAGUUUGCAAAUUAGAAUUUGCAGAUCAGGAAGAAAUCAUUGAUUCUGUUCUUAUGCUUAGUGACCUCCUAAGCUUCCCUAAUAAGUUAACCUUCAGGAGCGCAGUUCUUAUCCUCAAAUACACACGGAUGCUCCUUGCUCAAAGCCGGCUGUCUGGAAGGUUUGUGAUUGACAGACGACUCAUGUCGAACCUUAUCUUCCUCAUAUCUGGAGUCUUGGAAGUAUCUGACCAAGAAAAAUCAAGUAAUGUGGACUAUCUACAAGAAGAAGGAAUUAAAGUCAUCUCAGACUUAUUGUUAAGCUCUCUCUCUGUGAGCAGCGAGCUUCAGCUCCACAUUGGCACUGGACAGAUGGAAUUCCGGGUCUGCCUUCAUUACAGUCUUCAGAACACUGUCCAGAGUAUUGGCUCUGUCCAGGUUCACUUACCCAGUGACCUAGCUGAGCAGAGUCUUGAUGGGACAGACAUUCAGAACCCAUGCUAUAUCAGUCAACUCAUACUCUUCAAAAAUAAUCCAUAUCCAAGGGGACGAGCUCCUGGUCAGGUUGGUGGAGCUGUGGGUCUCAGCCUCUACGACUGCUCCAGCAGACAGCCCAUCAGCAGACACUGGCUACAGACGCCCGUGACCGUGGAGUUCGGGGAGGAAGACGACCUUAAUAACAGAAGAAAUAAUACAACAUUUCUAUUGCCUCGGGAUGAAAUGAAUUUUCAUCAGUUCAUCGGACUUCCUGAAAACUCCCAGGAAUCUCUACAGAUAAGAAUCAAAUUUUCUAAGACCAUCACAAGAGCUUUUCCCAUAAUGCUGCUAGUAAGAUUCUCCAAGAAACCAACUCCCUCUGAUUUUCUGGUGAAACAGGUCUACUUAUGGGAUGAGCAAAUUGUACAGAUUUACAUACCUGCUUUUUCACUCGAAGAUACCAGCUCGGGUUACUUGGCCUUAUUAGAUGCUGACUAUGACAGAACACCUCCAAACAAAUAUUUAGCUAAAGCGGUGAACUACACCGUAGAUUUCCGGUGGAUCCAGUGUCUGUUUUGGGAUAAGAGGGAGUGGAAAUCUAGCACCUUCCCUCCACAACCAGGAACUUUUCCAGAAAAGGUUAACUGCAGCUAUGAUCGCCUCACAGCAUUCAGUCUUGUGAGAAGAAAGCUGAACACCAGUUUUGAAAUGAGCGACAUUUCUAAGUUACAGAGUCACCCAGAAAACCUGAUUCCCAGUAUUUUCAUUGUGCUUUUUAUGAUUUUUUACGCAUUUUUGGUUACUAAAAGCAAACAUGUAGAUCAUCAUGAAAAAAAGAAAACUGGUUACAUUUUUCUGCAAGAAAGCCCCUCACCAGACCAACAGCUGUAUGCAGUGGUUAUUGACACAGGCUUUCGUGCUCCAGCCCAGCUGACCGCAAAGGUUUACAUUGUUUUAUACGGUGAAAAUGGACUUUCAGGAACCAAAGAGCUUUACUGUCCAGAGAAGCCCCUGUUUGAAAGGAAUUCCAGGCACACCUUUAUACUGAGCGUUCCUGGUCAUCUUGGUCCUCUUUGGAAGAUCCGCCUCUGGCACAACAACUGUGGUCCUUCUCCAGACUGGCACAUCAGCCAUGUGCUGGUGAAGGAGCUGCGCACUGGGCAAAGCUGGUUCUUCUCCGCGGAGUGCUGGCUUGCUGCAGGCCGAGGGGAUGGAAGGGUGGAGCGGGAGCUCAUCCCUCUGCACCGAGGCCUCGGCUUCCAGAAGCUUCUAUACGCCAAGUUUACAGAGUACCUGGAGGAUGUCCAUGUCUGGAUCUCAGUGUACAGCCGGCCCUCAUACAGCAGCUACCUGCACACACAGCGGCUCACGGUCUGCUUCUCCUUGCUGUGCACCUACUCCUGUCUCACCGCCGCGCUCACUGCUGCACAGCAUGAGCAGCUCUCUUUGGACAUCGGCCUCACCCACGUCACCCCUGGCUCCUUCAGGACAGGCCUCCUGUGCAGUCUUCUGGCUUCUCCCGGGGCACUGCUCUUGUCGCUGCUCUUCCGGCUCAGCCAGGACACCACAGGACCAUCCAGAGAGGAGCCUGGCUGCAGGCUGAGGGCCGUGCUAGGGAAGGGGACUCAGGCACCCAGUAGAGGGCUUGCAGGCCUCGCUCCCCAAGGACAGAGGGUGCUUCCACCUUGGUCAGGCUCUGCAGUCUGGGCCCUGUGCACAAUGGUGUCCAUAGCGUGUGGUUUGGGAACAGGAGUUCUAGGAUACAGGUUUGGCCCGACCCAGUGUGUGCGGUGGCUGCAUCUGCUGUUUCUCUCCGUGGUGAGCUGCGCUUUUGUCACCCAGCCACUGAUGAUAUGUUUGAUGGCAUUGAAUUUUGCUUGGAAGAGAAAAGAUGACAAAGCCUUUUUUACUGAGUCUCUGUGUGAUGCUACCAAGGAUUUAGAAUUUGAAUUGGAGCAACUUUCCCAGACCCGUGUCCCCCUUUCUUCAAGCUGUGGCAUUCCUGACUGUGCCAGUGAAUUUGAAAAAAUAUUGGCCGCCCGGCAGCGAGCACGCCGUCUGCGCUGGGCUCGUCCGCCAUCCAUGGCCCAGCUCAAAGCAACAAAGGAGAGGAUGAGGAAAGAGAUUCGUGCACGAGCAACUCUGAGAGACUUUUUCAUGUACCUCCUCAUGCUGCUUCUGCUUAUGUUUAUAACAUAUGGGAAAUUCUCCCACGAUGAAUAUGCUCUCAAUCAAGCUAUUCGGAAUGAAUUUACAAGAAAUGCUGAGAACUCCUUUGGGGGCCUGAGAAGCACCGACGCCUGGUGGGAGUGGAGUCUGACCAGGCUUCUGGAUGGCCUGUAUGGGGCUGACAUGCAGGGGGCCCAGUCUGGAGCUCUUGGAGGAAAAUGCUAUCUAAUUGGCAUCUCAAUAAUUAAACAGCUAAAUACUUCUCUGAAUAGUUUAUGCAAGCUUCCCAGCCCAUUUGCAUCUCUUAUCAAAGACUCUCUUCCUGCCUGUAGCCCCGGUGUCAGAGGGCCUGUAAACCACCACAUGAUAGACCCAAAGAACCAAAAAGUGACCUCGGGUCAUCCCGAGGGCUGCAGGGCGAGAGAGAACUGUGCGCUCCGCCUGGGCAGGACAAGGCCUGAAGCCCACACAACCCUGACCCACCUCAGGGCCAACCGAUGGAUCGGCCGAGACACCAGGGCCGUCUCUGUGCACUUUGUCCUCUACAACCCUCCAACCCGGCUCCUCACCAGCGUGUCCCUGAGGGCGGAGGUGACCCCCACAGGGCAUCUCCUUCCCUCCUCACAGGUGGAGUCGGCCAGUGUCUUCCUCAGGGACUUGGCCCUGAGAUACCCCCUCAUGGUUACAGAGCUGGUCUUUCUGGUACUCAACCUGGUUCAUCUCUGUUUUCAACUCUACAUUAUGAUUGAGGAAGGCAUCCUCAGCUAUUGGCGAAAACCAAGCAACUGGCUGGAGCUCUCUGUGGUUGGACUGAGCCUUGCCUACUACGCAGCCUCCAGCCAUCUUGUUAUUCUUGCUGGGGAUGUUAUCGACCAGUUUCAUAAGGGAUUUGUUCAAGAAUUUAUGGACCUCAGUCUUAUCACAUCGUGGAAUCAGAGGGCACGGUGGCUCCAAGGAAUCCUCUUACUCCUCUUGAUAUUAAAAAGCAUCUAUCUUCUCUGCACUCCAAAGACAAUGUCCUCCUGCUCCUUCAUGCUUCGCCGCUCCCUGUCCAGCACCAUCACGCUAGGGCUGGCCGGGGUCCUGAUGGUGGCCAUCCACUCACACCUGCACAGAUUCCUGCUCUCCUCCCAGGCUCUGCCACUGAGCACCUUUGCAGAUUCCUCCCACAUGCUGCCGUUUCCUUUUCUGGGAAGGAGCAGAAGAGAAGCAUUCUCAGGCCUCUCCAAGUCUAACCAGCGGGCUGUGGCUUGCUACCAUGGAGCCAUUUUUACCGUAAUGACCAUUUUGUGGCUGGUAAUGCUGAGAGGUUCCUUCAUGACUUUUGCCAGGAAAAGAAAAUCUUUUCCAAGUAAACAUCUUGUGAGACUUAAAGAUGUCACUGCUCACACAUGGGGGAAGGCCCUCACCUUUCUAGGACUGGAAAGGCCAAGGUUGGAAGAGACUCAGAUGGUUGAGAAUCAUACUUACUACCUGGAUGAAUUUGCAGAACUGUUAGAUGAACUGCUGUUGAAGAUUAAUAGUUUGUCCGACAGCCUACAUCUGCCUCUUCUAGAAAAACAAUCCAACAGCACAGUGGACGCAAAGGCAGAAGACAGUCCCUUAGUGGGUGUUUCUGGCUACCAAGCUACUGGGCCUCUCAACUAUGCCAAUUUGGACCAGGAGAAGAGCUCCUGGCCAGCGGGCUGCUUUUUAUUUGUUCUGCCCUGGGACGCCUUUGUCCAAGCUCUUGUUGUCGCCAGUCCCCGUGACUCACUCACUUUGCAGGAGUUAGGCUAG
Molecule: messenger RNA, 7500 nt
Organism: Trichechus manatus latirostris (Florida manatee)
Lineage: Eukaryota; Metazoa; Chordata; Mammalia; Sirenia; Trichechidae
Gene: PKD1L1
Product: polycystin 1 like 1, transient receptor potential channel interacting
Exons: 48
Coding region: 1-7500 (2499 amino acids)
Biological process (GO): calcium ion transport
Cellular component (GO): plasma membrane
Molecular function (GO): monoatomic cation channel activity; protein binding
Source: RefSeq, a predicted model, not a curated record